UAUUCAUGUAAUAUAAAUAUGUGUGACGCGGUUGGCGAAUUCGUCUUUGACUGUUGUGUUGAACAAAUUCUUUGCCAAUUCUUGGGACUUCUCGAACUUGGGUUUGCCUAAAUAUGGAGUUUGGUUGGAUUUCUGUGGUUUUGGACUUUUGGGUUCUAUGAUUUUCACAAAUUCCCAUCUGGGUUUUUUCUCAAGUUUUGAUUUUUGGUCACUGCAUGUGGUGGUAGUUUCUAAAAAAGCUGGCGGAAUUGCAAGUAUCAGAAGCUUCUUCAAGUGGUGGAGCUCCGAGAAUGAAUCAACCGAAAAUCAAGCGAAGAGUGGGAAAAUAUGAGGUGGGAAGGACAAUUGGUGAGGGAACAUUUGCCAAAGUGAAGUUUGCAAGGAAUUCUGAGACAGAAGAGCCUGUGGCUCUUAAGAUCCUUGACAAGGAGAAAGUUCUCAAGCACAAAAUGGCUGAACAGAUCAAACGAGAAGUAGCAACAAUGAAGUUGAUAAAGCAUCCGAAUGUUGUUCGGUUAUAUGAGGUGAUGGGUAGCAAGACAAAGAUUUUUAUUGUUUUGGAGUUUGUUACUGGUGGAGAGCUCUUUGAUAAAAUUGUAAACCAUGGACGGAUGAGAGAGGAUGAAGCGCGCAGAUAUUUCCAACAACUCAUUAAUGCAGUUGAUUAUUGUCAUAGCAGAGGUGUCUAUCACAGAGACCUGAAGCCGGAAAAUCUGUUGUUGGAUGCUUGUGGAAAUCUCAAAGUUUCUGAUUUUGGAUUGAGUGCAUUGUCCCAACAAGUCAGGGACGAUGGCCUUCUUCACACUACUUGUGGUACUCCAAAUUACGUUGCUCCUGAGGUCCUUAAUGACAAAGGCUAUGACGGCGCAACUGCGGACUUGUGGUCAUGUGGAGUGAUACUCUUUGUAUUACUUGCAGGUUACUUGCCCUUUGAUGACUCUAAUCUUAUGAUCCUGUAUAAAAAAAUCUCAGCUGCUGAAUUCACUUGUCCCCCUUGGCUAUCUUUUAGCGUGAUGAAAUUGAUAGCUCGAAUCUUGGAUCCAAACCCUAUGACACGCAUCACCAUACCCGAAAUUCUAGUAGAUGAAUGGUUUAAGAAGGGGUACAAGCCUCCGGUGUUCGAUGAGAAAGAAGAUACAAAUUUGGAUGAUGUAGAAGCUGUUUUUAAGGAUUCAGAAGAGCACCAUGUGACGGAGAAGAAGGAAGAACAACCAGCAGCUAUGAACGCAUUCGAUUUAAUCUCAAUGUCCAAAGGGCUUAACCUUAGCAACUUGUUUGAUGCUGAACAGGAUUUUAAGAAGGAAACAAGGUUCACAUCGAAAUGCCCUGCCAACGAAAUAAUUCAUAAGAUCGAAGAAGCUGCAAAGCCUCUUGGUUUUGAUGUACACAAGAAAAAUUACAAGUUGAGGCUCAAAAACAUGAAAGCUGGAAGAAAGGGAAAUCUUAAUGUUGCUACAGAGAUAUUCCAAGUUGCUCCCUCGCUUCAUAUGGUUCAAGUGAGAAAAGCUAAAGGAGACACAUUGGAAUUCCAUAAGUUCUAUAAAAACCUCUCAAACAGCCUGGAGGAUGUUGUCUGGAAAACUGAGGAAGACAUGCAAGAAAACAAGUGAAACCUUGUGUCCAUUUUGGAGUGUGAUUAGCAACCUUCUUUUUUUUUUUUUUUUUUUUUUUCUCUUGUCAUGGAAAUGGACAGACUUGGAUCAUGGAUGUUACCAAAUGUUUUCCCAUGUUAUUAAGUGUUGGAAAACAUGCAUAUCAUACCCUCACUAGAAAGUGCAAUUACUCAACUCGUGUUCAUCCUUCAAUAUCAGUAUAUCACAGUCACGAAAGUUAUAGUUGUAAGAAAUACCUCUUUACAUUCAUUUUGGAGAGGCUCUUUUUUUUUUCCUAGAGAAAUUUUGUUCAGUUUUGUA
Molecule: messenger RNA, 1913 nt
Organism: Morus notabilis
Lineage: Eukaryota; Viridiplantae; Streptophyta; Magnoliopsida; Rosales; Moraceae
Product: CBL-interacting protein kinase 32
Exons: 15
Coding region: 291-1610 (439 amino acids)
Biological process (GO): signal transduction; protein phosphorylation
Molecular function (GO): protein kinase activity; ATP binding
Source: RefSeq, a predicted model, not a curated record